AUGCAAGUACUGAAUGACAACAGCUACCACCCAAUCAGCCACAAACGCAGUUGCGUAAAGAUAAUCUAUCGGCGUGUUGAGAUGCACUGCAGCGAACAAGAAGAUAAAUUGCCGGAGAAGAAUGCCUUUGACGGGUGUUCAGAGAAAAUGGCUACCCGCGCAACUUCGUCAACCGCUGCUUGCGCAAACGUGAUGGCCAACAAAGGCGCACCGACCCCAAAAGUUAGCGAGCGAUCUUGCACGUCAAAAACGUAUCAGAACCCGUUGGCCGCCUUCUCGCACCACUUGGAGUUACUUGACCCAAUUGUGAGACCGUCGGCCGCCUUCUCGCACCACUUGGAGUUGGAGCUGCACACAGGCCGGAGGCAACCAUAA
Messenger RNA from Dibothriocephalus latus, 375 nucleotides. The record is from the annotation of a GenBank genome assembly. Lineage: Eukaryota; Metazoa; Platyhelminthes; Cestoda; Diphyllobothriidea; Diphyllobothriidae.